AUGUUACAAACAAAGAUAUACAUAUAUUUGAAAGAGAUUUUUCAUCGAUACCGUCAUAUUGAGCCAAAAUCAAUCGUCGUAUGUCGGGGAAUUUCCGCUCUUUUAAUUUUAGCUCUACUCACAACAUUCACGGCUUUUUUGAUUAUCGAUAUACUUGAUGAUGGCCCGGUAUUGCAAAAGACUACAUUUGAAGUAGAUUCUCUUCCGAUACCAGCUACGGAUGAAAAUUGUACAGAAUAUGUCAGUCAAUCUGUACAGACUAUUAAUGAAGAGUGGAUGACAAUUCUCCUCGGAGCAUUAGCUUUAUUCAGUGGCAUAUGGGUGAUUGCGGCAGGAGUAUAUACUUGUCUAUUAGGAACAACCGUAUUACGACCUUGGGGACUGAUUCAUAGCUGUUGUUUUCCAAAUGACAAUCGCAAACACAUCCGUAAUAGAUUUCUAAUUAUUCCAUUGUUUUCACCUGCUGUAAAUGGUAAUUCUCCAGUCGUGAAUAACUUUGGAACCGAUGAUGAAUUUAAGACUCGUGUGGAGGAAAGAUUUAAUACUCUUGAAGAUUUUCUAAAAGAUUAUGUUGUAAAUGCAGGAUACCUUGAAGAAUUUGUGAAAAAUGCAAAUAAUGAUAAUCAGCUCUUAAAUGACAUGAUAUCCAUAUCUCUAGCAAAUGUUAUUUCUAACUCAGUAAGAAUUAAUAAUGAUCUAAGUAACAUAAAUAGAAGUAUAAUUAUUUCUGAAGUAAUUAAUUCAGUUCUUCCAAUAGAAUAUCCUCCUACUUCACAUCAAGGAGUUGCUAUUCUAUUCAAUGUUAAAGAUUGGGCUAAAACGAAUGCAGCUUUUGAUGAUGCAAAAUUUAUCUUUGCCAUUGAAAAUCAUUAUCCAUACAAAAAAUUUGAUGGUCAAUAUUGUAAUGGACUUCCUACCAUUCAACGAUUGAGAACCAAAGCUCAAUCUGUUAAUAAUAACCAAGAUGUCCCACUUCUACCAUCAUUUUUAUUGGAUAUUAAUACUGUCUAUUGGAGAAAAAAUUAUUAUUUUUUAAAAGUAGAAGAUAAUAUUAACAUUGAGCUUUUGCAAAACUUACUUGAUGGUAAUUUUGAGACAAGUCUAAAAAAAAGUUAUAUAACUGAUAAAGAUGAUAUUGAGCUUUCUGAAUAUCAAAUAGCAUUAGAGUUGAAUUUGAAGAAGCAAGAAAUUGAAAUUAGAGCUCUUGUAUUUAAUAUUCUGUUCAAAGAAAAAAAGUUGCAAGAUCAUAAAGAAUAG
Messenger RNA from Ambispora leptoticha, 1257 nucleotides. The record is from the annotation of a GenBank genome assembly. NCBI's taxonomy places the organism in Eukaryota, Fungi, Glomeromycota, Glomeromycetes, Archaeosporales, Ambisporaceae.